Messenger RNA from Camellia sinensis, 4962 nucleotides. RefSeq names its product paired amphipathic helix protein Sin3-like 4. Gene Ontology annotation, cellular component: chromatin; histone deacetylase complex. Gene Ontology annotation, molecular function: transcription corepressor activity. NCBI's taxonomy places the organism in Eukaryota, Viridiplantae, Streptophyta, Magnoliopsida, Ericales, Theaceae. Gene Ontology annotation, biological process: negative regulation of transcription by RNA polymerase II. The record is from RefSeq and is a predicted model, not a curated record.
AUUCUAUUCAAUUCUCUCUCUCUCUGUCUCAUAUUGUCUCCUCUGUUUCUCUUUGUGAGAGAAAGAGUAGUGUGUUUUUAAUUAUCAUAUUCCCUCUCUUUCUCUCUCUAACACACACCAUAUAUAUACACAAUACAUAUAUUUAUAUAUAUUCAUACAUAUUUGUUGUAACACAUCUGUGUUCAUCGUGCGAAGGAAGCGUUGCUCGUCUCUGACUCGAAGAUCUUCCGCGUUCUCUUCUUUCGACAAAGCAUGGUUUUUGAAGAUUGAGAGUUUUGAUUACGAAGAUGAAGAGGGAUAGAGAUGAUAUGUACAUGGCUUCUCAACUCAAACGCCCCAUCGUCUCCUCUCGCGCCGAACCCUCUGGGCAAUCCCAGAUGAUGGGUGGAGCAAGCACACAGAAACUAACUACCAAUGAUGCAUUGGCAUAUCUGAAGGCAGUUAAGGACAUAUUUCAAGAUAAAAGGGAUAAAUAUGAUGAGUUUCUUGAAGUUAUGAAAGGUUUCAAGGCUCAAAGAAUUGACACAGCCGGUGUCAUUUUGAGAGUGAAAGACUUAUUUAAAGGGCAUCGAGACCUAAUUUUGGGUUUCAAUGCAUUUUUGCCAAAGGGCUAUGAGAUCACCCUUCCACCUGAGGUUGAACCUCCUCCAGUUAAGAAGCCUGUUGAAUUUGAAGAAGCAAUCAAUUUUGUUAACAAAAUUAAGACAAGGUUUCAAAGUGAUGAUCAUGUGUAUAAAGCUUUUCUUGAUAUUUUGAAUAUGUAUCGAAAGGAAAACAAAUCCAUUACGGAGGUCUACCAGGAGGUUUCUGCUCUUUUAAGUGAUCACCAUGACCUGCUUGUUGAGUUCACAAAUUUUCUGCCUGAUACUUCAGCAGCAGCAUCUCUUCCUUAUGCUCCGUCUGGUAGGAAUUCUAUCUUCCGCCGUGAUGAUAGGAGCUUGCCAUUGCCCGCUAUAAGGCAUAUGCAUGUUGACAAGAAGCCCAUCGUGUCACAUGUUGACCGUGACCUUAGUGUUGACCGGCCGGAUCUAGACCAUGAUAAAGCACUGCUGAGAGCUGACAAAGAGCAGCGAAGGCGUGGUGAAAAAGAAAAGGAGAGAAGGGAACGGGAGCGGGAUGAUAGAGACUUUGAGCAUGCUGGAAUGCAGCGUCUCUCAUAUAAACGGAAAUCUGCUUGUACGAUUGAAGACUCUGUUGCUGACCAAUUACACCAGGGUGGGGAAGGUGCUGAAUUUGCAAUGCACCCUGGUUCCUCCUUUUUUGAUGAUAAAACUGCCUUGAAAAGUAUAUACAGCCAAGAGUUUGCCUUUUGUGAGAAAGUGAAGGACAGGUUACGUAAUUCUGAUGUUUACCAGGAAUUUUUGAAUUGCCUUGAUAUUUAUAGCAAAGAAAUAGUUACACGAUCAGAAUUGCAAACUCUGGUUGGUGAUUUACUUGGGAGAUAUGCAGACCUAAUGGAGGGGUUCAGUGAAUUUUUGGCACGCUGUGAAAAGAUCGAUGGUUUUCUUGCUGUUGCCGGUGCUAUGAGUAAAAGAUCCUUGUGGAAUGAAGGAAAAUUAUCCAGACCACUGAAACUAGAGGAAAGGGAUAGAGAUCGGAAUCAUGAGAGGGAUGAUAGGGAUAAAGAUAGAGAUCGUGAAAACAGAGAAAGGGAUCGAUCUGGUAUUAAAGAUGUAGCAAGCCACAAGAUGCCUCUACUUCCAACCAAGGAAAAGUAUAUGUUGAAACCCAUUCAAGAACUUGAUCUCUCUAACUGUGAGCGAUGCACUCCCAGUUAUCGACUUCUGCCAGCGAAUUAUCCAAUCCCUUCAGCAAGCCAGAGAACUGAUAUUGGGGCUGAAGUAUUGAAUGAUCAUUGGGUGUCUGUUACUUCUGGAAGUGAGGAUUACUCUUUUAAACACAUGCGCAAAAACCAGUAUGAAGAAAGUUUGUUUCGAUGUGAAGAUGACAGGUUUGAACUGGACAUGUUGUUAGAAUCUGUUAAUGUGACAACAAAGCGCGUAGAAGAACUAUUGGACAAGAUCAAUGAUAAUACAAUUAAAACAGAUAGUCCUAUUCAUAUUGAGGACCAUUUUACAGCUCUGAAUCUAAGGUGCAUUGAACGCUUAUAUGGUGACCAUGGCCUUGAUGUGAUGGAUGUAUUGAGGAAGAAUGCACCUCUUGCGCUGCCAGUUAUAUUGACUCGCUUGAAGCAGAAACAAGAGGAGUGGGCCAAAUGCCGUUCUGAUUUUAAUAAAGUUUGGGCUGAAAUCUAUGCCAAGAAUUAUCACAAAUCACUUGAUCAUCGUAGCUUUUACUUCAAGCAGCAGGACACAAAGAGCUUGAGCACAAAAGCGUUAUCGGUCGAGAUCAAAGAAAUCAGUGAACAGAAGUGCAAGGAGGAUGAUGUGUUGCUUGCUAUUGCUGCUGCAAAUAAACGACCGAUUAUUCCACAUAUGGAAUUUGAAUAUCCUGAUUCAGACAUCCAUGAAGACCUUUACCAGCUCAUCAAAUAUUCCUGUGGUGAAAUUUGUACAAGUGAACAGCUGGAUAAAGUUAUGAAGAUUUGGACAACCUUCCUGGAACCGAUUAUUGGGGUUCCUUGUCGGCCUCAGGGGGCAGAGGACACAGAAGAUGUUGUAAAGGCUAAAAAUCAAAUUUCACAGAGUGGUGCAGCUAGUGUUGGAGAAAGUAAUGGCAGUCCAGUUGGUGGUGCAACUGUCAUUACUACCAAGGAUUCAAAUCCUUCCAAAAAUGGAGAUGAAAGUAAUCCACCUGAGCAAUUAAGUUCCUGUCAAGCUGGGUUGGUAACUGGUGGUAAUGGGAUGAAGGAAGAUGGUCUUCAGGAUGUAGAUCAUAAUGCACGUAAAAGUGAUGUUUUAUGCAACAUCCCUCGACUUGGAAAGGUUCAGAGUACUGCUACUGUGGCUGAUGAAACAUCUGGGGUACAAGUUAAUUCCAGUGAGCCGUUAGCCAACUCAAAGGCAUCCCCAGCUGCUGGAGAAGAUGACUAUCAUGGCAGGGCGAACACAGAAAACACAUCAGGGCUUGGUGCUACUCCUACGAGACAUGGCAAUGCUACUGUUGAGGGUGUGGCUGAAAUGGGUCCAAUUGAUGAAAUUUUACCUUCAUUGGAGGGUGGUUGUACAAGGCCAGUUUCAUCUUCAAAUGAGGUGAUUGGGCACUUCAAAAUUGAAAGAGAGGAGGGUGAAUUAUCUCCAAAUGGAGAUUUUGAGGAUAAUUUUGCAGCAUAUGGAGAUGCUGAGGUGGAGGCUGCAUGUAAAUCCAAGGAUAAUGCUGCAGGAGGGCAUUUACAAACUGGGCAAAGAGGACAAAAUGAUGCUGAUGCUGAUGAUGAAGGUGAGGAAAGUGCUCAGAGGUCAUCAGAGGAAAGUGAGAAUGCUUCUGAGAAUGGUGGUGUGUCAGCAAGUGAGUCUGCUGACGGUGAAGAUUGCUUCCGUGAGGAGCAUGAAGAAGAUGGAGACCAUGAUGAGAAUGAUAACAAGGCUGAAAGUGAAGGUGAGGCUGAGGGGAUGGCUGAUGCCCAUGAUGUCGAAGGGGAUGGCACAUUGUUGCCAUUCUCAGAGCGGUUUCUACAAACUGUGAAGCCUCUUACGAAGCGUGUUCCUCUGGGAUUACAUGACAAAGAGAAGGAUUCCCGUGUUUUUUAUGGAAAUGAUUCCUUCUAUGUGCUUUUUAGGCUUCAUCAAACACUGUAUGAGAGAAUACAAUCAGCGAAGAUCAAUUCUUCAUCUGCUGAAAGGAAGUGGAGGGGUUCAACUGAUGCAAAUCCGACGGAUCUGUAUGCGAGAUUUAUCAGUGCACUUUACAAUUUACUUGACGGUUCCUCUGAUAAUACAAAAUUUGAGGAUGAUUGUCGAGCUAUUAUUGGAACUCAGUCUUAUGUCCUCUUCACCUUAGACAAGCUGAUAUAUAAACUUGCCAAACAGCUUCAAACGGUUGCAAGUGAAGAGAUGGACAACAAACUUCUCCAACUAUAUGCAUAUGAAAAUUCAAGAAAACCUGGAAGAUUUGUUGAUGUAGUUUAUCAUGAAAAUGCCCGUGUUCUUCUUCAUGAUGAGAACAUAUAUCGGAUUGAAUGUUCAUCUGGGCCAACUCGUUUGUCAAUACAGCUUAUGGAAUAUGGUCAUGAUAAGCCUGAAGUAACUGCAGUUUCGAUGGACCCUAAUUUUGCGGGUUAUCUGUAUAAUGACUUACUGACACUUGUUCCUGACAAAAAGGAGAAGUCCGGGAUUUUCUUGAGAAGAAAUAAACGCAAAUAUGAAUCUGGAGAUGAAUUUUCUGUUGCAUUCCAAACCCUAGAGGAACUCCGAGUUGUGAAUGGUCUUGAGUGCAAGAUAGCUUGCAAUUCAUCGAAGGUCUCAUAUGUUUUAGACACAGAAGACUUCUUGUUCCGGACAAGAAGAAAAAGAAGAACUUUGAGUAAUGGUACUUCGUGCAACGGUUUUGCAUCGUCUUCAAACGGUUUUGCAUUGUCUUCAAACGGUUGUCUAUCCAGAGUAGAACGGUUUCACAGAAUGCUUUCUGGUUCAUAAUGUGCUUUUCUGCGACAGCUUGAGAGUAGAUAUGUAGCCCGGGGUCAGAUGCUUUUGAAAUGAGGUGCUGGAAAUGGAAUAAUUGCCGGUGCCACAGGAGCUUUGGAGGAAUUAUGGUUCAUGUAGUUAUGCAUUUCUGUCACCAAUUCAAUAAAAAAAAAAAGAAGAGGAAAUAGGUACAAAAGAUUAUAUAGCAUAUAGUGUUAAGCUCUCUGUCGCAUUUCUUCGCCCCCCCCCCCCCCCCUUUCCCCCCCAAAAAAAAAAAAAUCCUGUAAAUAGUUUUAAUUUGCAAUUUAAAAUGGACCAUCAUUUUAAUUUUAUUCAUUGACCUUUUCUUUUUUUCUCUCUUUAUUCCCCCUAUGUUGCUCUUUUGUGUUGACUUGAGUUGGCCUUAUUAAUUCAUCUUGUUGGCUGUGAUGCGGUUUUA